AAAUAACGUAUUUUCCUUUAAGGUAGUCUUGGACUUUCUCCUGAACCGCGCCUCAUCUCAGUCUGCCAUGGACUCAGGGCUGGUGCGUCUCCUGAUAGUCGCCGCGCUGUUCCUGCUGCUGGCCGGGGACUACAGCAGCAUCCUCAGCCACCUGUCCGGCGUCUUCGGGGAGGCAGAGGGCGAGGCGGAGUCCACCCCCGAGGCCGAGGAGUCUGCCCAGCUAGUGCUCAAGGAUACAGGACGUGCCGCACGUGCUCAGCUCCUGGACGUGAUGAAGAACUCCUGUCUGCCCAAGUUAAUCUGUGAGCUGAACGCCACACCGCAGAAGGAGAAGUUGUCAGAAGCGGAGAAGGCACUGCUUUCCCUCAUCAGCGACACGACCAUCAGCACGACUGCCGAGGUGACCUCCAAGUACCACUUCGCUGCCCACAUGGGUCAGCUGAUCAACGGGGUAGAUGGAGCAGGGUGUCACAACUUCUACCCCUCCUGCCCCUUCCCGGGAGUCCAGGUCCUCAACAUGAUCAAGUCCAUCCGGCUCCGGCAACCAUCCUAGUCCCGCCAGCCCCCAGCUGCAAAAUUGUCUGUGAUCUUAACUGUGUUUAAUUAAUGCUAUAAACCGCUCAGCGAGUUUCAAUGUGUUUGGUAAUUGUGUGUGUUCGAGGGACGUACCAAUGUGUUUGGUAAUUGUAUGUGUUCGUAAGACGUACCAAUGUGUUCAUAGUUACCUAAUGUACAGUUCUGCGCGUGCAGGGUAGUGUAGUACCUAGACUUACAGUUAGUGCUAGUUUGUUUUAGUGUUCUCGUCGAUUGCCAAACUCUCAGCUGUGUAUAAUAAUAGACGAUUUGUUGCAUAAGGUAACGUUACCGAUGGUGAGUCACGUAAUUCGUUAAGUUGCUACAAAAAUGUACGCUGAAAGUGUUGUCAGUUUUAGGUUUUCAAUAAACAAGGUAUGAAAUAUCUAGAUGGAAUUCAAAGUGAAUUUUUGCGUGAAGUUCGAUCAAUGUUGAGGGUAUUUCUCAUAGUUUAUUAAGAGGAACUAUGAAAUUUGGAAAAUAGAACACAAGAAUGAGAUUGACGUUGGAGUUCUUUCAAUAUUACGUCCUGAGUUCCUGAGUUCUUCAUGAGUACCAUAAAUCGCCCUGGAGACGUCCAGCGAACUUGAUCUCUUACCAUACUAUACCGUUCAAGUCUAAAAAUACGCAUCGUCAUAAUGCUCGUAUAUACGAGCAUUAUGACGAUGCAUAUUCGAACAUUUAACGAAUCAUAGCUGCGAUUGAAUCAGUUACUCCAGAAGUCCUGAUAAAAGUACAGGAGAAGAUCAAAGUUCGCUUGGACGUCUGCAGGGCGAUUCAUGGUAUUCAUGUCGAGCUCAGAUACACUGACGUAAAACUGUUUAAAGUGCUCUUUAAUCCUAUUUUAACCUCAUUCUUGUGCUGUAUAUACUUUUGUAAAUAAAGUUAUUUAAAAGUCUGACAUAA
This is a messenger RNA of Homalodisca vitripennis (glassy-winged sharpshooter), 1479 nucleotides long. RefSeq lists its product as uncharacterized. The transcript has 4 exons. The record is from RefSeq and is a predicted model, not a curated record. Bases 68 to 553 code for a protein of 161 amino acids. NCBI's taxonomy places the organism in Eukaryota, Metazoa, Arthropoda, Insecta, Hemiptera, Cicadellidae.